GCGGCUGCAAGUGAACGAAGCGAGAACAAUAUGAAUUGUUAUUGUUUUGCGGUUAUCUUUACGCACUAAACUUGUUAGCGUCUGCUUAUAUAACAUGGCUAUUCCUCCAAGAUGGCUUAAUUGUCCGCGAAAGGGCCAACUUAUCGCAGAUCGGUUUUUGGCUUUCAAAACUCCCCUAGGUCCACGAUAUGAUGAACAAAUCCCAGAAGAAAAUCGAUUUCAGCUUCCAAUGCUUUUCGCUUAUUUACAAUCGUUUAGGGUGAAAUUAGGAUUGAUUAUCGACCUCACCAACACUAAUAGAUUCUAYGACAAAAAUGAAGUUGAAAAAGCAGGCAUCAAACACACAAAACUACCUUGCAGAGGGCAUGGUGAGACCCCCUCACCAGAGCARACUCARCUUUUUAUAAACAUUUGUGAUCGUUAUUUUAAGUCAAAUCCAGGAGAUUUAAUAGGCAUUCACUGCACUCAUGGAUUUAACAGGACUGGUUUUCUUAUUAUUUGUUAUUUAAUAGAGAGAGUGGACUGGAGUCUUGAAGCAGCUGUAGAAGUAUUUAAUAAGUGCCGAUCACCUGGUAUUUAUAAGCAAGAGUAUYUAGAUGAAUUAGUAAAGAGAUAUGGUGACGAGRGUGAUAUAUUGCAUGCRCCRGAGCGACCUGAUUGGUGUAACGAGGAUGAAGAAUUGAGUGAUCAAGAUGAUGACGAUGAAGGAUGUUCUAGUGAUCAAAAUCAAAGACGAAAGAAGAGACGGAAAAACACUGCACCAAAAGAUGCAAAGUUUGUUGAUGGYGUUCAUGGCGUACUGCUAGUACCYUCACCAAAAUGUGAAGAAAUCCAAGAAAUAUGUGCUGAAAUGUGUAAUUGGGACAAGUCAGGUUUCCCUGGUUCUCAACCAGUAUCAAUGGAUGUUAAAAACCUUCUAUUUCUACAAGAGAAAGAUUACCGAGUAAGCUGGAAGGCAGAUGGCACCAGGUAUAUGCUGCUUAUAUUAAAAGAAGGAGAAAUCUACAUGAUAGACAGAAACAAUUCUGUUUUUGAGGCUCCACAAUUCCGAUUUCCACAGAGAAAAAAUCCCAAAGAACACAUCUUUAACACCCUUGUUGAUGGGGAGAUGGUCAUGGACAAAGAAGGAGAUAAAAUUCAUCCUCGUUAUCUUGCUUAUGAUAUUAUCAAGUUUCAGGGUGAAGAUGUUGGAAGAACACCACAUGACACCAGAAUGAUUUGCAUUCAAAAAGAAAUMGAACAUCCUAGGAAUGAAGCAGUGAGACAAGGAAUGCUAGACAAAAGCAAAGAACCUUUUAGUAUCAGAGCCAAGCAGUUUUUUUCUGUUGAAAAAGCAAGAUGGCUUUUAGAGCACUGGGUUACAAAGCUUAGCCAUGAAAACGAUGGUCUUAUCUUUAACCCAGCAACAGAGCCAUAUCAAGGGGGGAAUCAGCUUGAUGUUUUGAAAUGGAAACCUCACACUCUAAACUCAGUUGACUUCCAACUCAAGAUUUGCAGAGUGGAGCAAAUAGGAUGUUUACCACAAGAAGUUGGUAAUUUGUUUGUGACAGGGUACACCCCCCCAUUUGCUAUUAUUAAGGUCAACAGACAACUUCGAGUUCUUAAYAAYAGAAUUAUUGAAUGUACAUGGGAUGGCAAGCAGUGGAAGUUUCUACGUUUGAGAGAAGACAAAACUUUUCCAAAUGCUUAUAAAACUGCAAUGAGUGUUUGUGCAAGUAUAAGAGAUCCAGUGACAAAGGAAAGACUGCUGGAAAUGAUUGAAAAACAUCGUUACAAACUAACCCACACUAACCAUCACCCACACCACCAUCAUCAUACACACCAAGAUCAUGCCAGCCCAACCUAAAACAGACAAUAUUGCUUGCAUUUGACUAAACUC
Messenger RNA from Exaiptasia diaphana, 1879 nucleotides. RefSeq names its product mRNA-capping enzyme. The transcript is spliced from 18 exons. The record is from RefSeq and is a predicted model, not a curated record. Gene Ontology annotation, biological process: 7-methylguanosine mRNA capping; protein dephosphorylation. Gene Ontology annotation, molecular function: mRNA guanylyltransferase activity; mRNA 5'-triphosphate monophosphatase activity; ATP binding. The coding region runs from base 95 to 1846 and encodes 583 amino acids. NCBI's taxonomy places the organism in Eukaryota, Metazoa, Cnidaria, Anthozoa, Actiniaria, Aiptasiidae.